This is a messenger RNA of Racocetra persica, 1806 nucleotides long. The record is from the annotation of a GenBank genome assembly. NCBI's taxonomy places the organism in Eukaryota, Fungi, Glomeromycota, Glomeromycetes, Diversisporales, Gigasporaceae.
AUGACCAACGAAGAAAUUGAAGUUUUACAAACAAUUUACACUCAUGAUUUUACAAUUUCAAACACAAAUCCUAGAUGGUAUGGAGUAAUGGUUGCUACUGGUGAUUCAUACCAACAUGAAAACGACGAAAGUAUAGAACAACAAUAUGUUCAUGUAUUAUUUCACGAACCACCUGGAUAUCCUUCUGUGCCUGUCGAAGUUCGCAUUGCUACACCUGUGCUAAUCACGAAUUCAAAAGCCUCAAAUUCUUUAAAUGUAAAUGAUGGUAACGUUAAAGAAGAAUUAGAAAUUAUAUUGAAUUUAAAAGCACAAGAGAUGGCAAAUAAUGAGGAAUUUGCGAUGUAUGAAAUUGCAGAAUUAGCAAGAAAUUGGUUAUGGGAUAAUCAACAACUUUCAAAUACUUUUAAUGUUAGUCAUGAUUGGUGGGUAGGAGAAUUGCCAGAUAGAAUAUUUAAUUGGCAAACAAAUUCAUAUUCGCCUUCAAAAAUCACGGAACUUCAAUUUCGUGUGGAGUUUCAAGUUAUUGAAAACAUACAAGAAAACUGCAAUAUCAAAGUUGAUGUUGCAAAGGUUAGAUCCUUUUUAAUGAUGAAUCUUUGGAAUGUUGAAAAGACGAUUGAGGCUAUUACAAAGAACAUAAACGAAAAUAAUCACGACGCAAAUAUUAGCAUUACGCAUGUAGCCACUGAUGACGUUGAUGAAACAAGUUGUAACAUUUGUUUGGACACUUUUUUACCCUGUGAAAUGAUAACUUUUGUCACAUGUAAUCACAGAGUGUGUAAUGAAUGUUUAAUUCAAUACCUUUCAUUAAAAAUAUCAGAAAAUCGGGUGUUUACGAUUGAAUGUCCCGGUGCUAUCAAUUGUCCAUAUUUUGUUGACCCUAUAACAAUUGGACGAUUAUUAUCACCGAAAUUAGUUUAUAAAUAUUAUUCUUGUCUUCGUGAAUCCUUUAAUCAACUUCAACAGCACACAGAAAUCACAAAAAAAUCUACAUCAACCUCUCAUUCAACAAAAAAAUUUUCCUGGUGCAUAAAUCCUAAAUGUAAUCAUUCUUUAUCUCAACACAGUGCGGAUAGUAUUGAAUUACCAACAAUCUUACAUUGCAAGGGCUGUACUUCAACUUGGUGUUCCUCAUGUGAUGUUAUGAGUGGACACUGGCCAUCAUCAUGUAAAGAUUAUGAAACUUACCUUCUUACAAAUCAUACCAUAAAAUCUCUUAAAAUAAAUAAAACCCAAGCUUUUGAUGAUAUUAUGACGAAACCAUGUCCAAAAUGCAAAAUUUUGAUCUCCAAGAAUGGAGGAUGCAUGCAUAUGACAUGUAGGUUUUGUCAGUACCAAUUUUGCUGGGGUUGCUUGGUUGAAUGGAGAUUAAGGGUCCAUGGUAAUUUUUACGAAUGCGAUCAACAAAUUGACGGAGUUGAAACAUCAUUUGAAGUAUUUGAUAUAAAUGAUAUGCAAUUUUUACUUGGAAUACUUCAGAGAAAAUUCAAACAAGAUGUAAUUAUACAUUCACAAACGAUAAGAAAGGAACAAGUGGAUUUGGAUAUUUUGAUUAAACAAUAUAAAAACGGAUUAAAUACUAAAAACGUUAGAAAAUUGAGGAUUUAUAUAACUAAAUUAUUGAUACAGAUUCAUUAUGUCAUAAAAUUUGCAUCUGUAGGACUUUUUUGUAAAUCGGAUAAAGAUAAAAAUGAAGUUAAAAAAGGGAUGGAAAUUUUACAAAGGUUAGAAUUUGGAUUGGGAAGUUUAGAAAACGUCAGAGAGCAAAUUAUUGAAAUUGAAAGAGAUAAUUUUGGACAAGAUUGA